Zootermopsis nevadensis is the source of this 676-nucleotide messenger RNA. The record is from RefSeq and is a predicted model, not a curated record. Lineage: Eukaryota; Metazoa; Arthropoda; Insecta; Blattodea; Termopsidae.
GCGGAAAGAGCUUGUAGAAGAAGUGCGUCGUGUUGUAAAAACGUUUUAGAAUAAAGAUUUUAUGCCUAACAUGGCCACUGAGGUAAUAAAUGGGCAGGUACCAGAGAUGGGUGGAGGGGAUGUUGCUCCCAAGAAGCCUUCGAACAAGAAGCUUACAGUCGAAAGGAUUUACCAGAAGAAAUCUCAACUGGAGCAUAUUUUGCUCAGACCAGACACAUAUAUUGGUUCUGUUGAGCCUGUAACAGAACCUAUGUGGGUGUAUGAUGAAGAGCAAGAUUUAAUGGUUUGGAAAGAUAUUUCAUUUGUUCCUGGUCUUUACAAAAUCUUUGAUGAAAUUCUUGUAAAUGCUGCUGAUAACAAACAACGAGAUCCCAAAAUGGAUUGCAUCAAAAUCGAAAUAAAUCCAGAUAGGAAUUUAAUAUCAGUAUGGAAUAAUGGCCAAGGUAUUCCAGUUGUUGAGCACAAAGAUGAAAAAAUGUAUGUGCCUACUAUGAUCUUUGGUCAUUUAUUGACAUCUUCUAACUAUAAUGAUGAAGAGGAAAAGGUUACAGGAGGUAGAAAUGGUUAUGGUGCUAAGCUGUGUAAUAUAUUCAACACAAUGUUCACAGUAGAAACAGCGUCUAAGGAAUAUAAACGCAGUUUGAAACAGUUGUGUGUGUCUGCCAUCUGUGGUUGA